UGUAUGCAUUACUUCGGAAGGAUUAUUGCGAAAAUUAUUCAUAUUCAUUGUAAAAGAUAUUUAUAAAUGGUCUGAUGAAGAUAAACCGUACGUGGAUAAGUGCACAGCUAGCAUGUCUAUGACAGUUAUAAAGGCACUAGGCAAUACAUCUUGCUGGAUAUCUCUUAGCCGUCGUCGAUGCUUGACUCUACUCUUUAUGACUGGUGUGGUAUUUUUCAUAAUUGACAAAACAAUGUUCUCUCAAAAAAUACAUUGGUGGAAUAACAAAAAUAUUUCAUUCAUUUUGAAUAACUUGAAUUUAUCUUUUACGAGCUAUGACAAACCUCGUUCAGUUUACACACUUUACCAUGUUUUGAAAACCAGGAUUAGUGAUGUGUGCUCAUUUCCACCAAAUGAUCUCUAUGGACAUAUACCACUAAACAGAUCUGUUCUGAACAACACAAUUUUAAACAUUAUUCAUUCCUUUAUGGACGAUGGACAUUAUAGACCACCAAACUGUACAGCUGUACAAAAAGUAGCUAUCGUUAUACCAUACCGAAACAGACAGAAACAACUCAAAGUAUUUUUGAAUAACAUACUACCUAAAAUAAAGCGACAACAACUAGAGUUUGUAAUAUAUGUAGUCGAGCAGAAAUCCGGUAUGCCAUUCAACAGAGGUAUGAUGUCAAAUGUCGGAUUCAAAGAGGCCAUGUCUGACAUGGAAUUCGACUGUAUAGUAAUUCACGACGUUGAUGUGUUACCCGAGGAUGACAGAAACUUCUACAUAUGUUCUGACAACCCAAUUCAUAUGUCAGUUAAGGUUGAGCAAUUUGGAUAUCGUCUACCAUAUGAAAAGAUAGCAGGUGGAAUAAUUACAUUUUCAAGGCAACAGUUCGAGGAAAUAAACGGAUUUUCUAAUCAGUUCUUCGGAUGGGGAGGAGAGGAUGAUGAUUUAUAUAGAAGGAUAAAAUUCAACGAAUAUGAAUUGAUUCGGCCGUUUGAAGAUUUUGGUAUGUGUGGUAGUGUUAGCCACAAGCCUGCUGAAAGGAGUAUCGAUAGGACGAAGUUUUUAAAAUAUUCGUAUGACGUGUGGAAAAAUGAUGGGUUGAAUAAUCUAGAGUACCGCUUGUUACGAAAAGAAAAGAAACAGUUGUAUAUAUGGAUAUAUGUCAGCAUAUAAAUGAAUGUCCAGAAUCUGUUGAUGGAAAUAUCGUGGCAGUAACAAAGAAAGCAAGGUUUAAAAAAUGAUGGGUACAUCGAAAAAGAAAACAAUAUGAACUUAUUGAAAGAAAAGAUAAAAAUGAUAAAUAGUCAAUUAAGCCACGUGAUAGCUGGACACUCAAACUAUUAUCAUAAGAAAAUCCAUUAUUUAUGUAAUGACAUCAAAAACUGAGGUCAAGAACUCGGCAUGUUACAGAACUAUUGUGCAAACUCUCUUAGGAGUCCGUAGUCGGUCCGAUGAAAUAUUAAAUUUAUGCAACAUACCCUGAAUGUUCUUUGUCGAAACUAAUUAUAGUUUUAUAACUUGCACAUAUUUAUACGUUUUCAAUACUGUUUAUAACAUAUCUACAAUAAAUCUGUCGAAUGUCUAUUAAUUGAUAUUUACAAAUAUAAGUGUGGGAGAUACUAAUUCAUUUAAUCCACUAGUUUACUUUUAAAAUUUUAAAAUUGUUUGUAUGUACAUUGCACGACAAAUAUAUGUGACGUAUAAAAUUCUCUGACGUCAGACACGCAAAUCAAUGAAUGUGUUUGUAGAUAGAUGUUUUUGUGUUUUGUUAAAUUGUUCCUUUUAAAAUUGUUACACGAUGACGACUGCUAUACCCAUAUUUUGACUAUUCUAUUUAUUGUGUCUGUUAAGUUAACGAAUCAUUGUAAAUAUAACGGAAUUUGAUGAGACUGUCAAUGUGAGAGGGUUAGCGCUAUAAACCAGGUUUAAUCCACCAUUUUUUACAUUUGAAAAUGCAUGAACCAAGUCAAGAAUAUGACAAUUAUUGUCCAUUCGUUUUUGAUGUGUUUUGUUAUUUGAUUUAUCAUGUGAUGAAGGACUUUCCGAAUUGAUUUUCCUGUAAGUUCAGUAUUUUUGUGAUUUUACUUUUGUUUCAAUAUAUUGUCUUUAAACUAGCUUUCAGAAACUUCAAGUAUUCUUAUAUCGACGCUUUGUGUCUUUUGUUCUUAUCUUAGACGUUUUCUGUGCUACAUACUUAUUCAUCAUUACUCACUCAGUAAUACAAAACUUGGUGACUAUGUUGAACGAAUCU
Mytilus trossulus (common blue mussel) is the source of this 2237-nucleotide messenger RNA. Its product is annotated as beta-1,4-galactosyltransferase 6-like. The coding region runs from base 113 to 1159 and encodes 348 amino acids. Gene Ontology annotation, molecular function: galactosyltransferase activity. The transcript is spliced from 9 exons. Gene Ontology annotation, biological process: carbohydrate metabolic process. Gene Ontology annotation, cellular component: Golgi apparatus. NCBI's taxonomy places the organism in Eukaryota, Metazoa, Mollusca, Bivalvia, Mytilida, Mytilidae. The record is from RefSeq and is a predicted model, not a curated record.